Messenger RNA from Trypanosoma cruzi, 1113 nucleotides. Its product is annotated as mitochondrial carrier protein, putative. Gene Ontology annotation, biological process: transmembrane transport. The record is from RefSeq and is a predicted model, not a curated record. Lineage: Eukaryota; Euglenozoa; Kinetoplastea; Trypanosomatida; Trypanosomatidae. The transcript has a single exon. The coding region runs from base 1 to 1113 and encodes 370 amino acids.
AUGUACGUUUACUUGCUACAUUCUUGUAUUUGUUUUUUUUUUUGCUGCUGUGUGAAAAAAGGAAAGGGGUUGCUGUUUAUUGCAUUUAGGGCAGGUCGCACGCGAAGUGUAACACGCAGGCAAGGAAUAAAGAAGCGCUUGUGUGUGUGUGUGUGUGUCAUCCUGAUGUCUACAUCGAGUGAGAAGAAGCACACGCCGUGGGUGAAUGCCGUUGCCGGUGGACUCGGUGGUGCAGCUGCUAAGUCUUUGCUGUCGCCCUUUCAGCGUGUGGUUGUGAUGCAGCAGCUUGGAGAGCACAAGGAGUACAGCACCCUUCAGCUUGCCCGACAUAUCAGGGAGCAAGACGGUUGGAAGGGGUUCUGGAAGGGAAACCUUACUUCUAUGAUCAUUCGCGUCCCCUACUCCGGCAUCCAGUUUGUGUUGUAUAGUCAGCUGAAGUUUUUCUUUCAAGACAUCUGUGAGCGGUACGUGCGACCACGCAAAGGUUCCGCUGGGGAUGCUCAUCACCGCGGCGAGACUCUUGAGUUGUUUCUUAUGAAGUGUGGCGCUGGUGGUAUCUCUGCCACUAUUGCGGGAGUUGCAGUUUACCCUGGCGAGGUGGUGCGACUCCGCCUCAUGUCUGGCGAACGGCAGUUUAACGGCAUAUUUAACACCAUAAGAUGCAUCUACGCGGAGACCCACUCGUUGCGAAAUUUUUACCGUGGACUGGGGGCAUCCCUCAUGCAGCGGGUGCCGGAUAUCCUUGUGAGCUUUGCGGUGUACGAAACGAUGAAGUACCGUCUCAUUGAGAAGGACUUUCUCAGUUCACACCCCUCAUACAAGAACAUAGUUUCCACCGUCGCUGGCGGUGGGGCAGCGGCCCUGGCAUCCAUCCUUGUUGCAUUUCCACUUGAUGUGGCCAAGCGACGAAUUGGCAUGUCGGGAAAAGGGAAGAGUGGGGUGGUGUACGCGGGUGUGCGGGACUGUCUGCGUCAGGUGUAUGCGCAGGAAGGUAUCCGUGGCUUGUACGCGGGUGCGCGUGUUGAGGCAAUACGAUGUGUGCCGCAAGUAGUGCUCAUGUGGUUCUUUAUUGAGGGCUUUCAGAGCUUCUUAACGGAUCAUUGUGUUCAUUAA